Molecule: messenger RNA, 2355 nt
Organism: Fomitiporia mediterranea MF3/22
Lineage: Eukaryota; Fungi; Basidiomycota; Agaricomycetes; Hymenochaetales; Hymenochaetaceae
Product: PRMT5-domain-containing protein
Exons: 11
Coding region: 1-2355 (784 amino acids)
Biological process (GO): peptidyl-arginine N-methylation; regulation of DNA-templated transcription
Cellular component (GO): nucleus; cytosol
Source: RefSeq, a predicted model, not a curated record
AUGAAGAGAAAGGAGCGGGAGCGUGAACUUGAGGAGAGGGCGGAGAGGUGGAGAGCAGCUCCCUGUUUCCAGAGGGAGGAGUGUAACAUGACAGGACUAGACGAAGCAGAAGGUGUGAUUGGCAUCGCCUCCGACUGGCUCGAACUCGACUCACCAGACGACUGGGUCCGACACGACUGCGAGAUCGCGCUAAGGCAAGAACUCGCAUACGCCUCGUACCUAGGUCUAUCAAUUGUCGUACUUCCUCCACCGCUCGAGCGGGCUCACGCAGCAUCAUACGGUCGAACUCUCCGCGCGUGCUUCGAUAACUCUCCGUAUAUGCAGCUUGCAGUUCGACUUCCAUUGUACGACCCAGCGUUUCUUUCGUCUGCGCAGAAGACGAGUGCCACUGGGAGUAAUACGCCUAUACCUAUCUCACCUGGUUUACCAUCGAGCCCAGGACUGGCCCAGGGUAUAAGUCCUAUAAGCCCAGCAUUACGGAGUGCAUCGUUAAAGGCACCACCAGUUGGAGAACUGAGUGGGGCCUGGGAGGCGUGGGAUGUCAUACGUACGAUUUGCGGGUAUAAUCCUAGGUUAACCUUGGCACUGGACUUGACUUUACCACUCCCUUCCACCCGUGGAAUCCUUACUCGAUGGUCUGCCGAGCCGGUAUCACAUAUCUUCCUUCCCGUAUCGACGUUUAUACCGAACGCAAAGGGUUAUCCUGUCCUUCCAAAAGGAACACAGUCAUUCCUGCAGACCAUGACGCGUAGCCACCCAACUAUCGUGUUAUCUGGCACCGGCACCGGCACACGCCUCCAUCCCAAAGGCACAGAAGACAAAUACGUAGACUACAUUCGAUACCUCGAGAAAAGCUCACCAUACACCCGUCGGACGAAAGAAGCGAACACACUUGAGAACUACGCACAAGGGUAUCAGGAUUAUCUUCAGAUGCCGUUACAGCCUCUGCAGGAUCACCUUGCGAGCAUGGUAUAUGAGAACUUCGAACGCGAUCCGGUAAAGUACCAGAAGUACGAGGAGGCGAUCGUCCUUACUGUUGCUGGAGCUGGCCGUGGACCUCUUGUUGCGCGAUCGUUGAAAGCUGUCAAACGUUCGGCGCGCAACGUAGUCGUCUAUGCAAUUGAGAAAAACCCAAGUGCAUACGUCACGUUACAACAACGACGAGAAACCGAAUGGGAAAAUAAAGUGACUGUACUGUACGGUGACAUGCGGCACUUGGACGUACCUGAAAGAGCAGACAUUCUCGUCAGCGAGCUAUUAGGGUCAUUUGGAGACAACGAGCUAAGUCCAGAAUGUCUAGAUGGUGCAAUGCGAUUCUUAAAAGACGACGGCAUCUCAAUCCCGUCUUCCUACGCUGCUUUCCUCGCUCCCAUCCAAUCCGCAAAGCUCCAUCACGAAGCCGGAGGAAGCAAAGACACAAAAGAGAAAGAUAGGGAGAAAGGUCUUGAGACUCCGUACGUCGUGAUGUUACAAGCUUUCAAUUUCCUCGCGGAAGAUACUCCUGGACCUGGACAUGGUGGACGAUGUAGAGAUAGGAUUCAACAAUGCUGGGAGUUUGAACAUCCGCGACGGGAGGCGGUGUUAGAUUCACGAGGUCUCCCGUUGACAAAUAGCCAUAACGUUCGUUCGGCAUCGUUAGCGUUUGCAAUCCCACACGCGGGCAUCCUACACGGAUUCGCAGGGUACUUCGAAGCAGUGUUAUACGAUAACAUUGGGUUGAGCAUCCAUCCCGACCGUAAAGACCACAUAUCAAAAGACAUGCUCAGUUGGUUCCCUUGUUUCUUCCCAAUCAAAGAACCGCUUUAUUUGCCGAGCAAUGCAGAGCUCCGCAUCGAUAUCUGGCGCCUCACAGGUUCCGGCAAAGUAUGGUACGAAUGGUACGCGGAGGCUUUCUUACCUGUUCUACUUUCGUCGUCGACGAGCGGCCCGUUUCCCUCUCCGCCGCAUUCCGCACGAUCUACGGGUUCUGGUCAGAUACCGGUUCCGGCUCAAGCGCCACCGUCACCUUCACGUUCACCGUCUAUGUCCACUCUAUCCACUCAUCCUCCUCCAACGCCUACGCCUACACCACGAGUGAACGGAGCCGGGUCACUCAUCGCUUCUCCUGUAGCUCAGACUGCCUCUCCGGGGCCUCGUGCGCGAUCACCUCUUCUCGAUGCAGUUGAUCUGAGCUUCGGUGGGCCUGGGACACCUGACGUGAGGCUUGGCCAAGGAUACGGUUUCCCUACGAGUGGAGUAGGAGUAGCAGGAGGAGAAAGCCAACAACAGGAAUGCGAAGCGAUGACUGGGGUGGUGAAAAUUGGGCAGACGAGUUUGCAUAACCCUGGCGGACGCAGUAGCUGGUAUGGAUUAUAA